Molecule: messenger RNA, 1461 nt
Organism: Aspergillus steynii IBT 23096
Lineage: Eukaryota; Fungi; Ascomycota; Eurotiomycetes; Eurotiales; Aspergillaceae
Product: putative MFS transporter
Exons: 6
Coding region: 1-1461 (486 amino acids)
Biological process (GO): transmembrane transport
Cellular component (GO): membrane
Molecular function (GO): transmembrane transporter activity
Source: RefSeq, a predicted model, not a curated record
AUGAAUGAGCCAAAGGAAAUCGACUCUCAUCAUCUGGAGCACGUUCAGUUCCACGAGAUGGAAAAAGGACAGGUGGUUAGUCGGGUUCCGGCACAGGACCAGGCCUCCAUUCGUCGGAAGUUUGAUCGACACGUUCUGCCUCUCGUGUGUAUUCUCUACGUUCUCUCGUACCUCGAUAGAGGGAACAUUGGAAACGCCAAAACAGCUGGCCUUGACACCGACCUCGGAUUGAAUGAUAAGCAAUGGGCCUGGGUUCUCUACUCGUUCUACAUUUGCUACAUUAUGUUUGAGUGGACAACCGUGCUAUGGAAGAUCUUUCCAGCUCACAUGUAUGUAGCUGUUCUUUGCAUAUUCUGGGGUGCGGCCGCAAUGUGCAGCGGCGCUGUCAAUAACAUGGCCGAGCUAGUCGUCUGCCGCUGUUUCUUGGGCGUCUUUGAGGCUGUAUUUGGCGCUGGAGCUCCCUACUUCCUGUCGUUAUUUUAUCAGCGCCAGGAGCUCGGCUUCCGUAUGUCGCUUUUAUUGGGAAUGUCACCCGUUGCCAAUUGCAUUGCGGGUGCGCUUGCGUAUGGCAUCACGCAGAUUCGCCAUUCGAUUGAGUCAUGGAGGUACUUAUUCAUUAUCGAAGGAGCCCCGACAGUUUUAUUUGCCGUGAUCAUUUUCUUCUUCCUCCCAGACUCCCCUGGCACCGCGAAAUUCCUCACAGAAAAUGAACAAACGCAAGCAGUCGAGCGCCUCCAGACCGUCGAUAAUACAGGAAAGUCUCGCAUGGACUGGCAUCAAGUGUUGAAUGGCCUGAAAGAUUACAAAAACUACGUGCACAUGCUAAUACAUUUCUGCUGCAACUAUUCCUUCGCAGGCCUAUCCAAUUUCCUGCCCACGAUCAUCCAGGAGAUGGGAUACACAUCAAUCAACGCGCAAGGACUUUCCGCUCCACCUUACUUUGUUUCUUUCCUGCUAUGUAUCACGGCGGCCGUGAUUUCUGAUAAGUGGGGAAGAAGAGGACUGGUUAUCGCGAUCAGUGCCACGGUCGGCACGAUCGGAUAUCUGAUUCUCGCUGCGGUGCAAGAUGAAAAGAAGUCGGGGGUUAGGUAUCUCGGUGUGUGGUUGGCCACAUGUGGGGUGUUCCCAGCGCUUGUUAUUAAUGUCACCUGGCUGGCGAAUAAUCAGGGAGGUGAUUCCAAGAAAGGUGCCGGCCUGGCUAUUCUGCUUAUUUUCGGACAAUGUUCGAGCUUCGUGAGCAGUUCUGCCUUUCCAGAUUCUGAGGGGCCGUUUUACGUCCGCGGAUGUGCGAUUGGAUGUGCAUUGACUGGUUUUAUUGCCGUCAUGGCGCUUGGUCUUUUUGCGAAGUUGGAUCAUGAGAAUAAACGCCGAGACCGGGUCUAUGGAACAGUGGAUGAGCAUGUUCGUGUGGAUGUUACUCGUGAUGGCGACAACAACCCUCAGUUCCGUUACCUUACUUGA